Messenger RNA from Cordyceps fumosorosea ARSEF 2679, 531 nucleotides. Its product is annotated as Protein kinase-like domain protein. NCBI's taxonomy places the organism in Eukaryota, Fungi, Ascomycota, Sordariomycetes, Hypocreales, Cordycipitaceae. Gene Ontology annotation, biological process: spliceosomal complex assembly; regulation of mRNA processing; protein phosphorylation. The transcript has 4 exons. Gene Ontology annotation, molecular function: ATP binding; protein kinase activity. The record is from RefSeq and is a predicted model, not a curated record. Bases 1 to 531 code for a protein of 176 amino acids.
AUGGCAUCGCUGCACGUCAGGAUCAUUGACUUUGGCGUUGCUUCCUGGCGGGAGAAUCAUCUUUCAGAUCUAAUUCAGUCACUCGCGCUGAGGGCACCCGAAGUAACUAUCGGCGCUCCCUGGGAUACUGGUGUUGAUAUAUGGAGCCUUGGGUGCCUUGUUGUGGAGUUUGUUCAAGGCAUAGUUCUCUUCUCUGGAAAAGCGUCAGAAAACGGAACAUGGACCGCCGAGGAUGACCAUUUGGCAAGGAUUGCUGAAGUUCUCGGCCCGUUUCCGUCUACCCUGCUUGAGAAGGGGCGUCGCUCCGCCGAAUUUUUCGAUGAGCAAGGGAAGCUUAUUCGAGUUCGUAACUUAAAACCAACGAGCCUUGAGCGCUUGGUUAACGGCGACGUGAAGCCCUUCAUUAAGCCUGCUGAUAUGCUAGAGACUGAAAUUGGUAUCUUCAUCGAUUUCAUUAAAAGUAUGCUGGCAAUUGACCCGAUGGCGCGAAAGUCUGCGGCAGAAUUGUUACAGCAUGAGUGGCUUUCUUAG